CACGGCUUGGACCCGGUCAAGACUCACCACGGUCCACGCAGCAGCGGGCAGCGAGGAGGAGAAGAUGCCGCCGCCCGUGCCGCCGGAGGAGCGGCGGAAGCCUUCGCCGGCGGAGUCCCGCCAGUGGACGCAGCGCUUCUUCCAGGUCCUCGGCGCCGGGGAGCCCCUCCCGGCCCCCGCGGAGCUCCCCGCUGCCUACUCCGCGCUCGUCCGCGGCGUCCUCUCCUCCGCCGCCGUCUCCUCCUCCGCCUCCCCGCGCGUCUCCUGCACGCUCACCGUCUCCCCCGCCGCCGUUAACGGGUACAACACGCUCCACGGCGGCAUGGUGGCGGCCGUGGCGGAGGCCGUCGGGAUGGCGUGCGCGCGCGCCGCGGCCGGCGACAAGGAGAUGUUCCUCGGCGAGCUCAGCACCGCCUAUCUCUCCGCCGCCCGACUCAAUUCCGAAGUGGAAGUUGAAGCGCAGAUACUCAGGAAGGGCAGAUCCGUGGUGGUUACUACGGUUGAGUUUAGGCUCAAGGAUACCAAGAAGCUCUGCUAUUCAUCUCGAGCCACCAUCUACAUCAUGCCUGUGGUGAGCCUGUGAAAAACCACAUGGUACGUGGAUGACCAAGUGUUUGUUUACACAACAAUUACUGUGUAGUAUAUAUAUGUGCAUAUAUAGCAAAUCUAUAUAUGCCACAUUCACAAACAUAGAUGAGAACAUUAUCAUAUGCCUAUCCAGCAACCUUCCAAAGCUCAGAUGCCUUGAAAGGCUUCCCUUUAAGUUCCGCAUCCUUGUUAUUUUCACUUGGAACUUCAGCCAACAAUGAAUGUAUGUUAGUCAGGACAUCCAGACAAGAAGUAUAUAAAAGAUUAAACCAUGCGAGCUAGUAUAUGAUACAGUUCUGUUUUCACGCUUUGA
Oryza sativa Japonica Group (Japanese rice) is the source of this 901-nucleotide messenger RNA. RefSeq lists its product as uncharacterized. Lineage: Eukaryota; Viridiplantae; Streptophyta; Magnoliopsida; Poales; Poaceae. Gene Ontology annotation, molecular function: fatty acyl-CoA hydrolase activity. The record is from RefSeq and is a predicted model, not a curated record.